AUUUAAAUUUUUAUAUAAGAGUGCCUCUACCGUCUUUCUAUUUAUGUUCUUUCACUUUCCUCUUUCUGUCUUUGUCUUUUGAGCGAGAAUAAAAUUCAGCGAGCGAAAACACACACAAGGAAGGAACUACAGUUCACAGAUUGUAGGUAACGAAGUCCCACCGAUCAUUGAAAAGAAUAUAUUUUGCGUUUUGGAUUUGUGGGUUAGAAUUUGAUGGAUAACAAUAAUUGGAGGCCUACUCCUCAAAGCGGAGAGUCAGUCAUAGACACUGGUGAUUGGAGAAAUCAGUUACAGCCUGAAUCACGACAAAGAAUUGUCAACAAGAUUAUGGAUACACUGAAGAGGCAUCUUCCUUUUUCUGGUCAAGAGGGAUUGAAUGAACUCAAGAAAAUUGCUGGAAGGUUUGAGGAGAAGAUAUAUACUGCUGCAACAAGUCAGUCAGAUUAUCUACGGAAAAUAUCUUUGAAGAUGCUUUCAAUGGAAUCAAAAUCUCAAAAUCCUAUGCCUAAUUCUUUGCCGUCCAAUCCCGCUGGAAAUAGUAACAAAUCACCAGAUCCAGGGUCUGGCAUGCAAACAGUUCAUAACCAAGGGCAAUCACUUCCUAUCCCAAUGUCAGCUAAUCAGUCUCAACAACGCCAACAGCUGUUAUCACAGAACAUUCAGAGUAACAUGACAUCAACCGGAGUUCAGGGUUCUUCUGGAUUGCCAUCUGCUCUUCCUUCUGUCUCUGGUUUAUCACAGGCCCCAAUCCCCAGUGUUGUAAACCAAAAUUCCACAAUGCAAAACAUAUCAGGUGUUUCACAGAACACAGUACCUUCAAUGGGGCAAGGGGUGCCCUCCAAUCUCUUUGCUAAUUCCCAGAGGCAAAUGCAAGGAAGGCAACAGGUUCUCCCCUCGCAGCAACAACAAUCCCAGAAUCCACAGUAUAUGUACCACCAGCAGCAGGUGCAACAUCAUUUUCUGAAGCAGAAGCUGCAGCAGGGAAAUCUCUCGCACUCAAUAAUGCAACAGCAGCAGCCAAACAUACUACAGCCUAAUCAAUUGCAAUCUUCUCAGCAAUCUGGUAUGCAAUCAUCAUCUGUUAUGCAACCUUCAGUGAUCCAAUCAGCCCCUCUCCCUAGUCUUCAGCAGAACCAAUCAUCUGUUCAACCGUCAACACAAUCCAUGAUUCAGCCGCACCCACAAUCAGUCCUUAGGCCUCAGCAACAGCAACAACAGCCGUCAAUGAUGCCACAGCAACAGCAAACUUCAAUGACACAGUCGUCAAUGAUGCCACAGCAGCAGCAGCUAAUAGGCCAACCUUCAAAUGCUUCAAAUAUGCUGCAGAAUCAAAUGAUUGGUCAACAAAAUAGUGUUAGUGAUAUCCAGCAGCAACAGCAACAGAGGUUGCUAGGGCAGCAGAGUAAUCUUCCAAAUAUGCAGCAUCAGCAGCAGCAACAACAGCAGCAGCAGCAGCAACAGAUGUUGGCUCAGCAAAACCUCUCAAGUAUGCAUCAUCAACAAUUGGGCCCACAAAGUAAUGUUUCAGGAUUACAGCCGCAGCAGCAGCAACAGUUACUUGGAAACCAACCUGGAAACUCUGGCAUGCAAAAUAAUCAACACUCUGUGCAUAUGCUACAACAAUCCAAGGUUUCAUUGCAGCAACAAAGCCAACAGAGUGCACCCUUAUUACCAAAUCAAGGGCAGCAGUCAUCGCAACAGCCACAGCAACAAUUAAUGUCACAGAUCCAAUCACAGCCUGCACAGUUGCAACAGUCUUUGGGAUUGCAACAACAACCUAAUCAAUUGCAACAAAAUUUGCAGCAAAGGCUUCAGGCAUCUAAUCAAGCAUCGGGUACCUUGCUUCAACCACAGAAUGUAAUGGAUCCGCAAAAGCAGCUAUAUCAAUCGCAAAGAGUCCUUCCAGAAACAUCAUCAACAUCUCUAGAUUCCACAGCCCAGACUGGACAAGCAAAUGGGGGUGAUUGGCAAGAGGAGGUCUACCAAAAGAUUAAAGUCAUGAAGGAGAUGUAUUUGCCCGAAUUAAAUGAAAUGUUUCAGAAAAUUGCUACUAAAUUGCAGCAGCAUGAUUCUCUUCCUCAACAGCCAAAGUCGGAUCAGCUUGAGAAGCUGAAAACUUUUAAGAAUAUGUUGGAGCGUCUCAUAUUGUUCUUACAAGUGUCCAAAAGUAAUAUUUCACCUAAUUUUAGGGAAAAGCUGGGUUCCUAUGAGAAGCAGAUUAUCAAUUUUAUAAAUACAAAUAGGCCCAGGAAGACUGUUUCAUCAAUGCAGCCAGGGCAACAUCUGCCACCUCCUGUGCAUUCCAUGCCGCAGCCACAAUCACAAAUUACUCAAGUUCAGCCCCAUGACAAUCAAAUGAACCCACAGAUUCAAUCAAUGAACUUACAAGGUUCUGUUGGAACAAUUCAACAGAACAGUAUGACAAAUGUGCAGCAUAAUUCUAUGACUUCUAUUUCGGGGGUCUCAACAGCAUCACAGAACAUGUUAAAUACCUUGCAGCCAUCUUCCAAUUUGGAUUCAGGACAAGGGAAUUCACUGAACUCACUGCAUCAGGUUUCUGUUGGAUCUCUACAACAAAAUUCUGUGAGUACUCAGCAGGCAAACAUGAAUAGUUUGUCAUCACAAAGUGGAGUCAGUAUGCUACCAUCCAAUAUUAAUUCCCUCCAAUCAAACUCAAAUGUGCUACAACACCAGCAUAUAAAACAACAGGAGCAGCAGCAAAUGCUGCAGUCCCAACAGCUCAAACAACAAAUGCAACAGCGCCAGAUACAGCAUCAACAAAUGCUGCACAAGCAACAGCUAAUGCAACAGCAGCAACAGCAGUUGCACCAGCAAGCAAAGCAGCAGCUGCCGGGGCAGAUGCAGAUGCAUCAAAUGUCACAGAUGCAUCAGAUGAAUGAUGUGAGUGACUUUAAGAUAAGACAGGGGAUGAGUGUUAAACCAGGGCUCUUUCAGCAACAUAUGCCGUCAAGCCAACGCUCAGCCUAUUCCCAUCAACAGUUGAAACCAGGAGCUGCAUUUUCUAUGUCUUCUCCCCAAAUGGUUCCAGCUGCAUCCCCUCAAAUAACACAACAUUCUUCUCCACAGGUUGACCAGCAGAAUCUGCCUUCAUCAGUCACAAAAACUGGAACCCCCUUGCAAUCUGCAAGCUCUCCUUUUGUCGUUCCAUCUCCUUCAACACCUUUGGCUCCAUCACCCAUGCCGGCAGAUUCUGAUAAACCAAUUUCUGGUAUUUCAUCCCUAGCAAAUACUGGAAAUAUCACACAUCAGCAGAAUUCUAAUACACAAGCAACAGCACCUUCUCUUGCAAUUGGUACUCCUGGGAUAUCAGCAUCACCUUUGCUUGCUGAGUUUACUGGUCCAGAUGGCACUCAUGGUAAUGCCUUGACUACUGUUUCAGGCAAGUCCAGUGUUACAGAGCAGCCUCUUGAGCGCUUAAUCAAAGCGGUGAAAUCAAUGUCACCUAAAGCAUUGGGUGCAUCUGUCAGUGACAUUGGCUCAGUUGUGAGUAUGAUGGAUAGGAUAGCAGGAUCAGCGCCAGGUAAUGGGUCUAGAGCUGCUGUUGGUGAGGAUUUAGUUGCCAUGACCAAGUGUCGCCUGCAAGCUAGAAAUUUCAUCACACAAGAUGGAAUGGCUGGACCUAGGAAAAUGAGGCGCUACACAAGUGCCAUGCCUUUAAAUGUUGUUUCUUCAGCUGGUAGUAUGAAUGAUAGUUUCAAGCAGUUAAAUGAUUCAGAGACAUCUGAUCUGGAGUCAACUGCCACAUCUCGUGUGAAAAGACCAAGAUUGGUGGCUAAUCUUGCCCUUUUGGAGGAAAUAAGGGAAAUAAAUCAGCUACUUAUAGACACGGUGGUUGAUGUCAGUGAGGAAGAUGUUGAUCCAACUGCUGCUGGUGCUACUGCUGAAGGCGGUGAAGGAACCAUUGUCAAAUGCUCUUUCACUGCAGUGGCUUUGAGUCCAAACUUGAAAUCACAGUAUUCUUCGGCACAAAUGUCACCUAUUCAGCCAUUGCGAUUGCUUGUUCCAACAAAUUACCCCAAUUGCUCCCCAAUAUUGUUAGACAACUUUCCAGUUGAAGUCAGCAAGGAAUACGAAGAUCUUUCGGUGAAGGCAAAGUCAAGGUUUAGCAUAUCUCUGAGAAGCCUUCCACAACCCAUGACUCUUGGGGUGAUAGCAAGGACUUGGGAUGUGUGUGCCCGUGCUGUGAUAUCAGAAUACGCACAACAGAGCGGUGGAGGCAGUUUCAGCUCAAAAUAUGGGACUUGGGAGAACUGCUUGAGUGCAGCGUGAUCAUCCUUGCAGACUCAAACCAAUGGGAUUUUGCUCCGAUUACCCAUGACGCAUUAUUCAUCAGUUUCUUCUGCCAUGAUAGCUAAACAAGCAGUUUUCGGCUGAUCACCAAUCCUUGCCUAUUAAUUAUCUAGAAGAUCACAAAACCAUCUGUGUUUGCGUUAGUUUUGUCUGUCUUUUAAUAAUGUUACGGUUUUGUUAUUACAUAUUUGUUUCUGUAAUUAUGAUGCGGUGGUUCUGUAGCCUGUGCUUCUAGCAAAUGCAUUUGCUGGAACUGGUAUAUUUGCAGGUGGUGUUUAAGUUUAUAAAUACAUUAGUUUUUUCAAUGUGUAAGCAAUUUGGUCUUGCAGCAGUUAAGGGGUUGUCUCUUAUAGGACUAUAAGCCUUAGGGGUGUAUAUGAUAGUUUAUCUUAUAAAAAAAAUAUUUUUAUUA
This is a messenger RNA of Mangifera indica (mango), 4723 nucleotides long. Its product is annotated as mediator of RNA polymerase II transcription subunit 15a-like. The coding region runs from base 214 to 4290 and encodes 1358 amino acids. Gene Ontology annotation, biological process: regulation of DNA-templated transcription. The record is from RefSeq and is a predicted model, not a curated record. Lineage: Eukaryota; Viridiplantae; Streptophyta; Magnoliopsida; Sapindales; Anacardiaceae. Gene Ontology annotation, molecular function: transcription coactivator activity; chromatin DNA binding. The transcript has 13 exons.